Molecule: messenger RNA, 6246 nt
Organism: Notolabrus celidotus (New Zealand spotty)
Lineage: Eukaryota; Metazoa; Chordata; Actinopteri; Labriformes; Labridae
Gene: uggt2
Product: UDP-glucose glycoprotein glucosyltransferase 2
Exons: 40
Coding region: 90-4661 (1523 amino acids)
Cellular component (GO): endoplasmic reticulum
Molecular function (GO): UDP-glucose:glycoprotein glucosyltransferase activity
Source: RefSeq, a predicted model, not a curated record
CUGUUCAAGCGGUUCAAGCUGCUAGCAGCCCUAAAUACUGAAGCCCUUCACAUCAGUAACGGGGUUCAUGUUACAUCUCGGUGGAGAUAAUGAGGAACCUUAUUGUGCUGGCACUACUGCUGCUGAACACUAACCAUGCCAUGUCAGCACCCAAAGGUGUCACUGCCAGCUUAAAAGCAAAGUGGACAAUGACGCCUUUCCUCCUGGAGACAAGUGAGUUCAUUGGCGAAGAUGGGAAUGAGAAAUUUUGGCAGUUUGUUGACACUGUAAAAGAGCUGACUGUAUACAAACAAGGAGAGUCUGUGCGCUCCUACUACAACUUGGUCAUAAAGAAGGCCGGCCAGUUCCUCACAGAUCUUCAAGUUAACCUCCUAAAAUUUGCUUUGGCGCUUCGGUCGUACUCACCAGCCGUUCAUGCAUCCCAGCAGAUAGCAAGUGAUGAACCUCCACCUGAGGCUUGCCCUGCCUUUGUCUCCAUCCAUGGUCAACAUAGCUGCAGCACCAAGGACAUCAAGAAGCUCCUGAAGGCAUCAGCAGGCAGGCCUAAACCAUAUUUAUACAAGAACGAUCAUACAUACCCCGGAGUCAACAAAACAGAUGUGCCAGUUGUGAUCCUGUAUGCUGAGAUAGGAACCAAGAAAUUCACCUCCUUUCAUAAGGUGCUAUCAGAGAAAGCUGGGGAGGGCACACUUGUGUACGUGCUGCGACACUUUGUAGCGAAGCCAAAGCCUCAUAAGAUGCUUUUAUCCGGGUACGGCGUGGAGUUGGCUAUCAAAAACACAGAAUACAAAGCUGUGGAUGACACCAAAGUGAAAGAUUCAAAAACGGCUACAAAUGCUGAGGAGGAUAUCAACGACGAAGUCCAGGGAUUCAAUUUUGGAAUAUUAAAGAAAUCUCACCCUGAACUCCAGGAACAACUUGUCGAGCUUCGCAAACAUCUACUGGAGAGCACCAAUGACAUGGUCCCCCUCAAAGUGUGGGAAAUGCAAGAUCUCAGUUUCCAGGCAGCUGCCAGGAUCAUGUCCGUGCCAAAGUUUGAUGCCUUAAAGCUCAUGCGAGAUCUCAGUCAAAACUUCCCGAGCAAAGCCAGAUCACUGACAAGAGUGGCCGUAAAACAGGAAAUGAGAAAAGAAAUUGAGGAGAACCAAAAGCGUCUCAGUAAGACUGUUGGUGUAAACCCUGGAGACGGAGAGCUCUUUAUCAAUGGGCUGCACAUUGAUCUGGACACUCACAACCCUUUCAGCAUUUUAGACAUCCUCAGAGGAGAGGCGAGGGUCCUGGAGGGGCUUCAUAACCUGGGCAUUAAAGGAGAACAGCAGGCCAAGCUGCUGAGGCUCCCUGUGAACACGGUGGAUGACAGCUAUGCUUUAGAUAUCAGACAUCCAGCUAUCAUGUGGGUAAAUGACAUAGAGAAUGACCCAACAUACCGCAGCUGGCCGACCGGUGUCCAAGAGCUCCUCAGGGCCACCUUUCCUGGAGUCAUCCGGCAGAUCAGACGCAAUUUCUUUAACCUGGUUCUGUUCCUGGAUCCAGUACAGGAAGAAAGUGUUGAGCUGGUGAAACUAGCAGAGCUUUUCUUCAAGCAUAAGAUCCCCCUGAGAAUUGGAUUUGUGUUUGUUGUCAACACCCAAGAUGAGAUUGAUGGCUUCUCGGAUGCAGGGGUUGGACUUUACCGGCUCCUGAAUUACAUCGCAGAUGAGUACGACUUAUCACAGGCUCUGAUGUCCAUGUUUCAAUUGUACAACAGAGUAGACGCCGGAGAGCCGCUGUCUGUUGAAACAAUCUCGGCUUACCUGAAGAACAAAUUCCCCAAAGCCAGUGCUGAAAGGAUUCUAGGUGUAGAAUCUGAGUAUGAUGACACAAGAAAAGAUGGUGCCCUUUUCUACAAAAAGACUGGCCUGGGUGCUCUUCCUCUGGCUUUAUUUAAUGGAGUUCCUCUGAGCGCAGACGAGAUGGACCCAGACGAGCUAGAAACUAUUAUUCUUCAGCGCAUAAUGGACACCACAACAAGCUUCCAGAGAGCUGUGUUUAUGGGUCAGUUGACUGAGGGCUCAGAUGUUGUAGACUACCUGAUGGAGCAAGCCAAUGUGGUCCCCAGGAUGAACCCUCUUAUUCUUAACACCAACCGACGAUACCUCGACUUCACCGCCAACCCAGUUGCAGAUGAUUGGGAGGACACGACUAUGCUUUCAUUCUUUGACUCCAGGGACAAAACAGCUGUGAUGGCUAAGAGAAUGAAGUACUUCACUAAUAGUGGAGAGGACGGGAUGAGUGCUGUGACCAUGUGGAUAGUCGCUGAUUUUGAGAAGGUGUCAGGGAGGAAACUUUUGCAGAAUGCUCUGAAACAUGUGAAGGCCAGCCCCGGAGUACGUACAGGGGUGAUAGAUAACCCCAGUGGAAAGCCCAGCAGAGAUAACACAGUGCUGUACAGGGCUAUCUGGGCUUCUCUCCUCACCCAGAAGAAAAAGGUUGCUGCAGAGUUUGUGCAAAAACUCCUGAAGGAGGAGAGCAGCCUGCUCCUCCAGCAGGGGACCAAGAUGAAGGAUUUACUGAUGCAGGGCAUGGACGAAGAUGCCUUUGAGAAAAAGUUCAACACAAUGGAAGUGGAUUUCAUCCGCAGUCAGCAGUUGUUUUGUCGAGAAGUCUUGAAGCUGAGGCCUGGACAGCGAGCGGUGAUUAGCAAUGGCAGGGUUCUUGGUCCGUUUGAAGAGCAGGAAGAAUUCAGCGUGGAGGAUUUCCACUUGCUGGAGAAGAUUACACUGAGCGGUGCUGCAGAGAAAGUCAAAGCCAGUGUUAAACAGAUGGGGAUGAAGCCAAAGCACGCCAGUGACUUAGUCAUGAAAGUCGAUGCCCUCCUAACUGCAGCCCCCAAAGGAGAGGUCAGGAGGGAUGUCGGCGUUAUCAAAGACAGCCACAGUGUGCUCCAGCUCUCUCCUCGUGAAAAUGAGGUGUUCUAUGAUGUCGUGGCCAUCGUUGACCCGCUCACUAGGGAGGCACAGAAGAUGUCCUCUCUGCUGAUUGUACUCAGUCAAGUGGUCAAUGUGAGACUGCAGGUGUUUAUGAAUUGUAGGGCCAAGUUGUCCGAGAUGCCCCUCAAGAGCUUUUACCGCUUUGUCUUGGAGUCUGAUGUGAAUUUCUUGGCCAAUGACACGGUUUCUCCAGGACCAGUUGCCCGCUUCACAGAGCUCCCAGAAUCCCCCCUUCUUACCUUGAACAUGAUCACACCAGAGAGCUGGAUGGUACAGGCUGUCCGUAGCCCCCAUGACUUGGAUAACAUCCACCUGCAGGAGGUGAGCGGCGUCGUGGCAGCGGAGUAUGAGCUGGAGCACCUCUUGCUGGAGGGUCACUGCUUCGACCUGUCGACUGGGCAGCCUCCCCGCGGACUGCAGUUCACCCUGGGCAUGAGUCGAGACCCGCUCAUGUAUGACACUAUUGUCAUGGCUAACCUGGGGUACUUCCAGCUGAAAGCUAAUCCUGGUGCCUGGACGCUGAGAUUACGUAAAGGAAGAUCCGAGGACAUCUAUCAGGUUGUCACGCAUGACGGAACCGAUUCCCCUGCCGAUGCUGGAGACGUCAUCGUCGUGCUGAACAGUUUCCACAGCAAGAUCAUCAAAGUCAGAGUACAGAAAAAGGCAGAUAAGAUGAAUGAAGAUCUUUUAAGUGAAACGGGUGAAAGCAAAGGCAUCUGGGACUCCAUAGCAAGCAUCACAGGUGGAGGCUCCAAGAAAGAUGACGGAGAGAAGAAGAAAGAGGAUGUUCUAAACAUAUUCUCCGUGGCCUCAGGUCAUCUGUAUGAGCGCUUUCUGAGAAUAAUGAUGCUGUCUGUCCUUCGGCACACCAAAACACCUGUCAAGUUCUGGUUCCUCAAGAAUUACCUCUCCCCGUCGUUCAAGGAGACCAUCUCUCACAUGGCUGAGUCGUACGGCUUUCAGUACGAGUUGGUUCAGUACAAGUGGCCUCGCUGGCUGCACCAGCAGACUGAGAAGCAGCGUAUUAUCUGGGGUUACAAGAUCCUCUUCCUUGAUGUUCUGUUCCCUCUGGCUGUGGACAAGAUCAUCUUCGUGGACGCCGACCAGAUCGUGCGAGCGGAUUUGAAGGAGUUGAGGGAUUUAGACCUGGAGGGCGCUCCUUAUGGCUACACGCCGUUUUGUGACAGCCGCAGGGAGAUGGAAGGCUAUCGCUUCUGGAAAACAGGCUACUGGGCCUCACAUCUCGGACACAGGCGAUACCACAUCAGCGCUCUGUUCGUGGUGGAUUUAAAGAAGUUUCGGAAGAUUGCUGCGGGGGACAGAUUACGAGGCCAGUACCAGGCCCUGAGCCAAGACCCCAACAGUCUGUCCAACCUGGACCAGGAUCUUCCUAACAACAUGAUCCACCAGGUGGCCAUCAAGUCCCUCCCGCAGGAGUGGCUUUGGUGUGAGACAUGGUGUGACGACACCUCCAAAGUCACAGCCAAGACUAUAGAUCUGUGUAACAACCCUAAGACUAAGGAGCCCAAGCUUACAGCUGCGGCGAGGAUUGUGCCUGAAUGGGUUGAAUACGACAAUGAGAUAAAACAGCUGCUUAGACGAGCCCAGGAGCAGGACGACACAGAACCGCACAAUCAGACCGGCUCUCCCUCACACGCUACAAAAGUCGACAACCAGCGAGAUGAACUUUAGCGUCUGCCAGCACCACGCUGAAAAGAGACAAGGCAGCUCCUUCUGCAUGCAGGCCACCUGCGAAGCUUGAAGACAGACAAUUCCAUCUAAACAUAGCCACAGACACAGUGUUGUUGUUCGUCUCCCCCAGCCACAGAAGGAUGAGAUAUUUUCAGAGAUGCCAUAUCUGCUUCUGCAGUCAAUACGUCUUACAAAUUAACACGCCACGUAAGUGUAGCUGCUGCAGUCUCAGCACUGCAGUCUGCUCUUUGUUGACCGCAGGAGGAGCGAGUAGGGGGGGGGGGGGGGACUCUGUUAGGUGUUUGAGAAUAUGUAGUUGCCAUAUUUUGCACUGAUGAUGUAUGCAAAUGAUCCGAUACAGGAGGCACAUCUCCAAGAGUUGAAGCUCACAGUGUAGAUUUUUUAAUUUGAUGUAAGACUAUGCAUUGACUGAAAAUACCCAAACCAAAGUUGUGACUGACUUUCAAUACUCCUGUGACUUUAAAUUUGAAGACCAGCUGCCAAGUUGUUGCAUUAAAACGUCUGAACAGGAAGGUUUGCAUUGUUUACUUUAUGGAAGGUGAAGGCAGCUGGACUUUUAUUUUAAUGUAUUCAUCAUUUCUUUCCAAUCCAUCCUGUAUCCAAGUAGUGUCUUUAACCACAUCAUAGUAUGCUCAGGUUCAUAGGAUGACAGUUCUUCUUCGUCUGAUUAGUGAAAUAAAACCUGCUGACUGGGAUUGACAGCUUGGAACAGCACUAAUAUCCAAACCACAGCCUCAUCUGAAAACACACUUCUUUGCAGCAGGAAACAAAUACCUCUGAAUCUCCAUCUGCUGCUCCAAAAUCCAUCUGGCUGACGUUUAUGAUUUGAAGACUUGGACUCGUGAAGCGUGUUUGGAUGAGUUAUGAUGUACAGAUGUAUUUUUACAGGUGAAAUCAUCUAUUCAAAUUCAGUUUUUUGAAAUAUAACAGCUCAUUUUUACAUGUCACGUAUUUAUUCAGGAUUAGGAAGCAGUUCUAUUUCUCACUGUAAGUUAUUUUUCAGAUCUUGCAUGUUUCUCUCUUUUGUCAAAGUAAAAGAAAAGUGCAUGCUUAGGUUUUUUUAGGUUCAGCCUGCAACCCAAACUCAAUCGUAUUGUAACUGCUCCAAAAACAAGACCAGCCUUGUAGUUAGAGUUCAUCCAGAUAAUCAGAUAAUUCAGUGUUUGCUUGAUCCUGCCCAGAAACAGCAGUCCAAUACUCUGCCUUUUUUUAUAGCAAGCAUCUGAACUAUUAAGUUUUUUUUGGGUUUUUUUUCAAUCAUAAUUGUGUCUUAGAACUAACUGGUUAUCAUAGUUUGUUUACGCACAUUCAGCCUCCCUGCGUUUCAUUUUAAAGGGUUAUUUCUCCAUUUUUGAUUUCCUUUAAGGACCAGAGUUUUUGUCUCAGGAAUAAGAUGAGUGUUGCUGCUCAACUGAAGCCAACUGUAGUUUUCUCUGUCUUAAAAGUUGUAAACGUGUGUGCAGGAGGUCUGCUCUCAGGUCACCCGUUGUUCACUGUGACGUGUCAAAUAGAUGUUUGUAUUACUGUCUGGUUAAAAGAAUAAAUGUUUACUACAAAAACAUCA